Diorhabda sublineata is the source of this 6814-nucleotide messenger RNA. Its product is annotated as dual specificity protein phosphatase 10-like. Gene Ontology annotation, molecular function: protein tyrosine/threonine phosphatase activity; MAP kinase tyrosine/serine/threonine phosphatase activity. Lineage: Eukaryota; Metazoa; Arthropoda; Insecta; Coleoptera; Chrysomelidae. The transcript is spliced from 3 exons. Gene Ontology annotation, cellular component: cytoplasm; cytosol. The record is from RefSeq and is a predicted model, not a curated record. The coding region runs from base 92 to 772 and encodes 226 amino acids. Gene Ontology annotation, biological process: protein dephosphorylation; negative regulation of MAPK cascade.
ACAACUAGUGAAUGUAUCGUGAGUUUUCGAACGUGCGGUAGUUUUUGGGUUUUUAGUAGUUUUAGUGUUUAUAAACAUUACCGAGAAUAAUAUGAGGUUGAAAAGACCUAGUUCAUGCUUAGUUUUGAGGAUAGUUCCAGUCACAACUCCCUCUCGAGGUCACAAAGAAUUUCAUCGAAAACACAAAGAACUAUGGGAAGAUACACUCAUGUCCGGUUUGUCAAACAAGAUUAUGCCGUCUUCACCAGCCACUCUUGCAGAUGUGGAUUCUUACCCCGCUUCGAAAGUUUUGCCCUUUUUAUACCUGGGCAACCUAAAGGAUGCAGCUGAUAUUUCAUGUCUUCGAGUAUUGGGUACCACAUGCGUAUUAAACGUUACAUCACAGUUACCAGGGUACCACGAAGAUUGUGGGAUUACGUAUAAACACAUACCUGCCACCGAUUCAGAGCAUCAAAACUUAAAACAGUAUUUCGAAGAAGCGUUCGAGUUCAUCGAAGAAGCUAGGAAGAGCGGUUCAAGAGUGCUAGUCCACUGCCAAGCAGGAAUUUCUCGUAGCGCAACUAUAGCGAUAGCUUACAUUAUGAAGUAUAAACAAAUGUCUAUGGUAGAAGCUUACAAAAAAGUGAAAGAAGCUCGCCCUAUCAUAUCGCCUAACCUUAACUUCAUGGGUCAACUAUUAGAACUGGAGCAAAAUUUACGAAACGAUAGUAAUAAUUCGAAUCACCAGUGUCAUUGGACACAAGAUGAAGUGACUCCAGGAUGUAGUGUGUAACUUAGUUUUUAUUUCUUUUGGAAGUGAAAUGGAUAUUGAGGUGCUUAGUUCUACUCUGCAUUCGAUAGUCCUCGAUUCUACAGGCAUAUAAUCAGAUAUAUGCUUAGCAAUUGCCUUUAAUGAACUAGUUUUAGGAAAAUCUAACUAUUAAAGGAUCAAAUUAAUCUCAAUCAAACGUAUUUGAUACAAUUUGGUGAAUUCAUUGUUCAAUGAUAUUUUUUAAUGUAUGAUAGACAUUCAUUGCAACGUUCUCACAUUUCAUCAUUUUUUGACCUGUUCUGUUGAGAAUUAUUGAGUGCAGAGCUUAUUUUCUUUAUAAUUGACCUAAAUAGUGAACAACUCGCCAUAGAGUUAAAAUCUAGUCUUAUCUGAUUUUGGUUAAAACGGCUGUGUACCAUUAUAGAUAUUUCAAAUACAUAUUUGCAGUGAAUCAUUAUUUUUGUGAAAUUUCUAGAACAUCAAAAUUAAAUCUACCUAUACAGCCAUAACUAAACUCACCACCCUACAUCAAAAAUUCCAACCAACACAAACCCAUUCCCAAUUAUUUAAGCUAAAAUACCCAUCACAUGCCAGAUUUUAAUCCUCCUAUAAUCAUAUAUCAGGGACACAUUUAAAAUCCUGUUAGAAGAAGAAGAAUAUUGAAUAUAUAUUUUAUUCGAGAGAAUUUUACAUAAAAUACUACUAGUUUAUUACUUCAAAUAUAAGUUUUAAAAGAAAUGAUAUCUUUCUUGGUUAGAUCUGGUGGUGCAAUUAACAUGAUAUAUUUUUAAUCAAAUAAAUUUUGCAAGUGUUUAUAAAAUUCUCUGUCGCUGUCGAAUAACUCUCACGUGGAUAAAUAAUCUUGAUCUUAUGUCUCCCUAAUGAAUAAUGUAUUAAUUUAUGGACAAUAUUUCACACAAAAUCUAAUUAAGGUUGAAACAGAUUAUCAUUUUUCAUAUCCAUAUAAUUUGACGUUGAUAACUUGCACAAUUAUAUCAAACACCACGUGAUUGUCGAAAUAAAAUCAAUUUUGACCAUUUUGACCAAAUUUCUUAUCUUUAUAUUCAUAUCACAGUUAAUAGAAUUGUCAAUUUUACCCAUUAGUUAUACAUGUAAUUAUAAAAAUUAGAAAAUCCUUGAAACCGAGUCAGAAUCAGAAACAAGAAAGCUGUUGAUAAAAAAGGCUGAACAAUUUGAUUGUACCUUAAUAUAUAUAACUAUUUCAUAAAUUUCAAUCUAACUGUGCAUAACUUAAAUUAAAGAUUGCAUAUUUUUUUGUGAUAUGACAAAUGAGAAUAAAAUUUUUUAUAAAGAGUUAUAAUAGUUUUUAUUUUGAUAAUCAUGUAUUAUUAAUUGUUCAAGUUAAGUUGGAAUUUCUGGAACCGUGGGCGAUAUUCAUACUGAACACACUGUUUACACCACCACUACAUCAACAAUCAUAAUUACACUGUCUGACGCGCGUUUCGAUAACCAAGUCAUCAUCUUCAGAGUCUGAAGGUAAACUCAGUUGGUUAUCGAAACGCGCGUCAGACACUAUAAUUGUGAGGGCUGGUGUAGUGGUGGUGGAGAUGACACAGACUUUAAGAUUUGAAAACUGUGCUGCUAAAUAUCAACAUCAACAUUAUAAGUUUUUAAAAAUAAAACAUGUUUGUUGUUUAGAACUUAUGGAAGAAUUUUACUAAAAAACAAGAACAAAAUUUACAUUCCCAGAUUCUCAUGAAAACCCCCUCUUUUUCAGGCUUCAAAAAUGGCAACAUGGUUCUUAAAUCAGCUUUCUCAGUUUCUUUACUUUUUAAAUUGAUUUUGACAAUUAAGCUGCUGUAUAACCAUUUCUCCAAUUCAAUGCUUAUCAACAUUUUUCUUGAAAUUAUUCAUGAACUUCCACUCUACCGUUUCGUUUAAUGUUGUCCUAAUUUUAAUCUGUUUGUGAAUUUGUGUAGUCUUUAUUAAACUAAAAAUCCAAGCCCAAUAUAUUGGUUUUUGUUUUUUGUUCUAACUAUAUAUAUAUAUAUAUAUAUAUAUAUAUAUAUAUAUAUAUAUAUAUAUAUAUAUAUAUAUAUAAACAUUACUGUUUUCUUGUUAUUUAUAAACCACCUCAUAGUUAAAAUCAAAAAUUUAUCACCAAAGUUUCUAAAAAUAAUAUUCAUACAACCACAAUUGAUUAUAAUUACUUCCUUUUGUUGAUAAUUUUGGGUUCCGAUAAUAAAUAUAUUAAAAUAUCCCAAAAUUUCGAUUUAUUUGUUGCUAAAUUAUUUUCUAUUGAAUAAGACCAAUAAAUGAUGAUGAGUAUACUCAUCACUGAAGUGUAUCAGUAAAUAGAAUGCAAUUAUCUAUUCUUUAUCCUCAAUAGUUGAGUCAAGCCUGACUCAGCAUUUUAAAACUACUGUAUUGAGACAAGUAUAUGAAAUAGCUUCCCAACUAUCGAAAUAACGUGAGUCCUAGAAGUUCCCUUAUAUACAAGCUUUAAGUCUUGUACUAUGCUGCACCAAUAGCAACCUGACAGAUGAUAACUGUUAUUCCACUUUCGAGUCAACCAAAGGAGAUAAAAUUUAUUGACACAACUUUGAAAAACAGAAGAGAUAUUCUUCCAAAAUACUUAGGUAAUAGUAUAAUCAUCUAUAUUUACUUUAUUUACUUUCACACAAGAUGACAAUUUGGUUGAAUAAGAUAUAUAAUUAGAGAAUUAAGAUUAUAAUUACACAAAUUGCUUAAAAGUAGUGACGAUAUUCUGGCCAGAAUAGAAGCGUUUGUCUAAUUAUAUAUGACAAAUUAUGAGUGAAAAACUCUUGAUACUUUACCCUCGUAGAUUUUUCUUACUAAAUGAAUAGUUAACUUCUUAAUUCUAAAUUAAAAAUGAUUAUAAUAUUGGAAGAAGGGAAUGUGGCCAAAAAUUUGUAUAUUUUCUUCUGGUGGUUAUAUGUUUGGUUCCAAUAAAAAUAUUAUACAUGUAUUAACAUAAUAUUUUUUUGUUAUUUAGGAACAAAUAAUGCAUUUAACGUUUUUUUGUGUACUUUCUAGCCAUAAUACAUUGAAUUGAAUAAUGUAUUUGUAACAAAGUUACUUCAUUUUUGUCCUUCAUCAAUAAUUGCUGUUCUAGCAAUAAUUGAGAAAUUUCAUUAAAGGGUAAUUAAAAUUAGUGUUCUAGGAAUUUGUCAUAUUUUGUUUAUAUGGUAUUUCUUUUCAAGCAGCUGAAAAAUGAUUUACCCUGCAUAGUAAGAUAUUGUGCUCGAAAUUUGUAGCAUUUUUAUUAUUGCGACAAUUAUUAUUUCUGUAGUAAGUUGUACAUUAUAUAAAUAUUCUAUUUAUUCACUUUGUAGUUAUUUUAUAAUUCAGAUUGUAUUUUUUUCUCCGGGUGUAAUCCGGGUACAUAAUGUUUUAAUUAAGUUCAUAUUUAGUAAGUAGUUAACGAAAUAUAAAUUUGAGAAAGGAAAUGCCAAAAUCUCAACUAAUAUUUAAAACUAACAUAGACCACCUAAUAAAAAUUGGACACCUGUAUCAAUUUCUAUAUUGAGUAGCUACAAAAUCUUAAUCUUCUACUCGUAUUCCAAAUUCAUUCAUUUGAAUUAUUUAAACUCUUAAAGCACCAUUAAGGUUUUUCUAAAAGUUGUGACUUUCUCAAAAACAAAUAUGGUAAUUAACAAUAAAAUCAAGUGUUCUCGUCGUAACAAUCUGAUUUAACAAAUUUAAAAUGGAAAGACUUGUCUAAGUAAUAUUUAGCCAUAAUAUAGUGAUAUAAUGGAGAAAUAUAAUCAUUAAACAAAUGUUGUUAAAAAGAUUUUAGAUAGAAGCGUAUUUCCCCUUGUCAGCUGGUAUUUCUCAAUGGAAAACUCCAUCCUUAUGAAUUUCUUUAUAAAUUUAGAUGUAAUUUUGUCAUAACCUGCGAUUUUCCAUUCUAUUCUUUGAUUUCUCGAAGUAUCUUUAUCUUUUAGUGGGUCUAUAUUUUCAUUUACUUCUCUCGUCUGUUUCCAUUACGUUCUUCAAUUCUCUAAAUAAUAUCUAUUUUGCAUUCUUUUCCGAGUCAUAUUAGUAGCUAAGUUGCAAUAUAAACGUUUUUCCAGUGAAUAAAUAUUGGUCUAAAUAACUCCUCUGCAGGGGAACGCGAAAGCAAAUAAUCUGGCGAAAGGGAGACUGAGAUCCCUUUCACCAGACCAGGACCUGUUUUCCAAGGGGGCGUAUGGGUAUCUCAUAUAAGCAGAAUUGAAAAUAAUAGAAAACCUCCUUAUGCACUCAUCCUCGAGAGCUAUGACCGCGAAAUAUCUAACAAAGACAUGAACCUAAGCACAGGCUUUCUUACAUGACCAUUUGACUUGAAUAAAUACCUUAAGGACGAAAAAAUGUAAAACAGGUUCUGUGGAGAUUUUAAAUACCUAAUAACUUCUUCAUACACCUAGGUAACAUUUGCCCGGGUAUUUGUGUUGACCAAGAUCGAGUACAUGCAUGCACAAACCCCUAAUGUCUGAAUCUAAAUUAUUUUUCUCUCGUAAGUCUACUUUCUAUAUCAGGGCUUCUUAAACUUUUUUAUAUAGUGACCCCCUUCAAGAAUAGGAAAUUUUAAACGACCCCCUCCUCCAUAUAAACGUUCAGUUGAAAAUCGAGGAGUGCGUUGUAUUUAUUAUUUUAAAUGCUACUUCCAUAUUUUCAUUUAUAGGCCCUACAUAACAGUUUUGCAUUGCCACUUUUUUAAAAAAAUAGUUAUAAUAAAACUACAAUAUUAUUUUGCAUGAUUUUUAUUUGUAUUUAUAUUUGUACGUAGUGUGUAUACUAAUUUUAAAAUUUUAUUUAUAAUAAUUAAAAAGUAUCAGAUCUUUGCGACCCUUUUUCAGUAGUCUCACCCACAGUUUAAGAAGCCCUGUUCUAUAUGAUAUCCAACUCUUGUUUUGUAAUUUUAUACUAUAGGUAUGUUAUUUUCAACUAAUGAACUGUUCAAUUUAUUAUAUAGUGUUAAUUAACAAUAAUAAUAUAUCAUAAAAAAAUUGUAUGAUAAAUCAAAACUAAUAUUGAAAAAUUGUUAAAGUCCAUAAAGAUUGAAAGUGUGGCAUAUCAAUUAAUAUUUAUUUCUCAAUAGCAUUCUCAUGGCCGUUGUUGAACUCGUAAUGAGAACUAUUAUUUUUGAUUUAAUUGGAUGAGGAAGAAGAUGAUACGUCUAACCAGGGUUAGUUCUGAUAAUUUGCAUUGUGAUUUUUUUAUAGGUACUAAGUUAAUUUUAGUAAGAUAGGUACAAAAAGAUGCACUUUUAAAAAUAGUUUAGUUUUAUUUCAUAAUUAAUUGAUAUUUAUUACAACUCAACGCAUAAACUUAGGUUUUGAAAAGGUGGUGAUGAUUGGUAUUUCAAUUUCACAUUUGAUCUUUAUGUUUCGUUACUGCCAUUUGUGGUACACGUCUAUUUGGUAUAAAAAAUAAAAUAGUGCGCAUCUGUUGACAUGCGGCCUAUUCCUGUGUAUUGUCUUUGAUUUCGAUAUAGUGCUCAAGUCACCAAAAACUAAAAUAACUUUGAGGGAAUAACAACUAAAUACCUGGAUAGAAUUCCCUCACCUAAUACAAUGUUUGUGAUUUGUUUGGAUAAUCGUAAAUAGGUACUGGAAUCAAGUGACUAUUUUUUAUUUCUAACAAUUGGCGCCUAAAACUUAUUUUUUUUGUCGUUAUAGACAAUUGGAGGAAAGUUUUUAUUUAUUUUAUAUAUUUUCGUUGUAAAUUUUUAUCUACACAAAAAUUGAAACUAAUUGUUUUAUUAACUAAAUCGCAUCUACUGAUCAAGCCCUUAAAAUUAUUUUUCAAGAUUAAGAAUUCACACCUUUUUCAAAGUAGUUCAGGAAAAUAACCGAAUUAUACCUGCAUCAUAGAAGUAUUGUUAUUUGCCAGUAAAACUGUGUUGAAAAUCAAUAUUAUGGAAAAAAACUCAUUUCUAGAAUAGUAAGUACCGAAAGUAAGUGACCCAUAUGUUCAGUGCAGUAAAAAGGUCUAUCACUAAAUAUGUGCCUUUAUAUUUGUAAUUCUAAACUGUGUAUAAAUUACAGACUGUAAAAAAGUGUAUGACCAUGUAAAUACAAUAAAAUGUUAUAAAGA